Molecule: messenger RNA, 1386 nt
Organism: Exophiala oligosperma
Lineage: Eukaryota; Fungi; Ascomycota; Eurotiomycetes; Chaetothyriales; Herpotrichiellaceae
Exons: 2
Coding region: 1-1386 (461 amino acids)
Molecular function (GO): protein binding
Source: RefSeq, a predicted model, not a curated record
AUGUCUCAAUAUCCCAGACGAUAUAUCAGCGGAUCGGUCGAAGGGUUUUCAGGUCCAAUCAACGUACAUGAUGCCUCUCUGUUUGCCGGGAAGAAUGAUUCCACAACGCUUCAUAUGUUUGGUGGCACCACGUCCGGAUUCAACGAGUCCUUCCGCUAUUUUGAAGUCGCUCCUACAACUCAAUAUGCUGUUUGGUCUUAUGAUAUGAGAGAUGAUACAUGGCUGGCAGUUGACACGUCAGGAGCGCUCGAUACAAUUCCUUCCUGGGGUGCAAGCACCGAAGUACCCGACUUGGGUUUGGCAUUCUUUGUAGGCGGCCAAAUCGACAGUGGUACUGCAGACACGACGCAAAAUCUAGGCGAUGAAACCAUCGGGGUCGGCGGUAUGGUAGUCAUCAAUACCACGACCAACAACGUCAAAAAUCUCACGGUGGACGAGUCGGUUAGGAGUAAUCGUCAGGGUGCUGGAAUGGUGUAUGUCGCUAAUUUCGGAGAGUCAGGUGUUCUUGUGCUGCUCGGAGGAGAAACGCAAGCAGACGGGCUACUCGCAAUGGACGAUAUAACAACCUUUGAUGUCAACAGUACCGACCUCAGCGAUAGUCCAUCGCCAAACACAAACUUCUGGUACUCACAAAAGGCCAGUGGCGACAUUCCUUCCUCUCGCACAGAUUUUUGCCUCGUUGCUGCGCCGGCUCAGGACAACAGCAGCACCAACAUUUACCUCUAUGGCGGAACUUCAGAAUCCACAAUCUUCGAUGAUAUCUAUGUCUUGAGUUUACCAUCCUUCACAUGGGUCAAGGUAUUCACUGGUCAAGAUGCCUGCUGGUCUGUGACGUGCCAUUUUCUAGCUCGAAGACAAAUGAUCACCGUCGGAGGUGGAGGAAAGUCUAGCAAUAUAUCGCAUGAUUGCAACUGGGAACAGAAAAGCUUGGCUGUGCUCGACCUGAGUACCAUCAGCUGGGGUAGCGUUUUCGAUGCCAAUGCUGGCCAGUAUGAUGUGCCGGAUGAUGUGGUGGCGGCCAUUGGUGGGGACCCAACAGGUGGUGCUACCAAGACACAGCCCGAGGCAGGGUGGACAGAUUCUUCACUUUCUCGGCUCUUCAGCAUCAAAACAGCAACAACCUCCUCGGUUCCUGGGACCACCUCGACUGCAGUCUCGAAUCCAUAUGAUGUCUCGUCGGACACAGAUCAUGGCAUAUCAGGUGGUGCCGUUGCUGGAAUUGUUAUUGGUGCGGUGGCUUUUGUGGCCAUCGCCUGUGGUGGAAUUUUCUUCUACUCACGAUCACGUCGUUCGGCAAAAGACACUGAGGUAAGAGACGAACUUGAAAAAGACGGUCUGCCCAGCUAUAGCAGUGAUUCCUCGCAAGGGACAGCAGAACUUGUUUGA